This is a messenger RNA of Salvia hispanica, 873 nucleotides long. RefSeq names its product histidine phosphotransfer protein 6 (gene HP6). NCBI's taxonomy places the organism in Eukaryota, Viridiplantae, Streptophyta, Magnoliopsida, Lamiales, Lamiaceae. Gene Ontology annotation, molecular function: protein histidine kinase binding; histidine phosphotransfer kinase activity. The record is from RefSeq and is a predicted model, not a curated record. Gene Ontology annotation, biological process: cytokinin-activated signaling pathway; phosphorylation; phosphorelay signal transduction system. Gene Ontology annotation, cellular component: cytoplasm; nucleus.
AACCAAAGCAGCAACACUUAAUUGCUUUAUUAUCUUUUGGAAUAAACAAGACAAAACGGGUCUACCUGUGUGGAUGUUGGGACUGAGUGUGGAGCAGCUUGGAGCUGACAUGAACCGUUUGCUCGCCAUUCUUUUCCACCAGGGAGUCUUGGACGAGCAGUUCUUGCAGCUCCAGCACUUGCAAGAUGAAUCUUCCCCCAACUUUGUGUCUGAAGUUGUCACCAUUUACUUCCACGAGUCCGAGAAGCUCCUCCGCAAUCUCAGAGCUUUGCUAGUGGAUAAGGAGCUAUCCGACUACAACAAGAUGGGAAUCCAUUUGAAUCAAUUGAUGGGAAGCAGCUCCAGCAUCGGCGCUCAGCGCAUCCGUAACGUCUGCAUCGCCUUUCGGGCCGCUUCCGAGCUCAACAACCGCCCCGGAUGCUUGAGGGCUUUGGAGCUGUUAGAAUAUGAAUAUUGUUACCUCAAAAACAAGCUGCAUGAAUUCUUUCAGAUUGAGCAGCAGAGAAUGCUAGCAGCUGCAGUGAGAUAUCCUGCACCUCAGCAACACAUAAACAAUCCUCAAGGCUGAAGUGAUCUCAAAUGUCAAUGGCAGCAAAAAGUGAUAGAAAAGUGGUGGAAGAUAGUGACAGAAUUUCACCUGCAUUGAAUGCAUGCAGCACAGAUAAAUUCCCUUUUUCUUGAAUGGGUAUUUAAUUUAGGCAGCAGCUGCUCCUGAUUCUGAUAACAAAUCUCACUUCCAAGAAACUAGGUUUUCAGCUUUUUUUUUGUUUAGGGGUUAAAGUACAAGUAGAGAAAGAUUUAUCAUAUCCUAUUUAGUGCUUCUUUUGUGGACUGUAAUCUAUUCAAAACAAUUCUACUGUCUCUUCACUUUGA